UUGUAGCUUUAGAUAAGUUUCAUACUUUCCCAUUUGAUUAAAUGGGUACUGAUUAAUUCGGUUGCCCGAACAUUUGCAUAAUUCUGUAAUUCUAUCCUUAUUAAGCUUCGACUCCAAACCUCACCUUCGGGUCCAAACCUCAUUUUGCUCCUCUCUCUGAUCGUUGAAAGCUUCGCAUUAAUUAAAUCACUUUAUCUCUCUCUCCCAGCUAAAAAGAUAGAAAAAAAAAUCUCUUUCGCUUUCAAACCCUAACUUUUUUUUUUAUUUAAAAUUUUCCAGAAUUUUUUUGACACUCUUCAAGAUCGAUUUUUUUCGAGCUUAGUUCUUCACUACUUUACUGUAGUAAUUUUCUUCUCACAAAAAUUUGGCUGCCGAAUAGUUUUGGCUGGAUUAUCUAUGCCUGGGAACGAAGUUGGAGACAGGAUCCAUAAUUUCCUUGGCCAAGAGAGUUUCUCCCAGGGCCAGCAUCAAUCACAGGUUAUUGAUGGUACCUGGCCUGGCUUAAGUAACAGUCUCUGGGUUGGAAGCCAGAGACAAGUUGGUGGGCCUCUUGUUUCCAGUUUGAAGAAUUUAAGUGUUCAUCAAUUAGAGUCUGACAGAGGACAUGGUGGUCAGUCUUCAAGCCUGCAGCAUGGGCUUUACUUCAGUCAAUCAGGUCUGAGGCCUGACUUUGCCAGAAGUCAAUUGCAAAACCAAUCACCAACUGCAAAUGGCUAUAUACAAGGGCAUCAGGCUUUCCCAGCAAGGCAGAAUGAAACAAACUUUUUAGGAGUGGAUACGUCAUCUAGAGGCUUAUCAGUUCUUGAUUCACCAAUAGGAAAUGGCCCUGAUUUUCAUAAAAAAAAUUCAUCAAGGUUAGAACCUACAGAAUCUCCCAAAAAUUAUGAUUUUUUUGGAGGGCAACAACCAAUUAGCGGAAAGCAUCCUGCCAUGAUCCAAUCCUUGCCCAGGCAGCAAUCAGGUAUGACUGACAUGCAGCUGUUACAGCAACAUGCUAUAAUGCAAGAAUUACUGAGACAACAACUUCCAAAGCCACAGUUUCACCUACCAGAAGCAAGGCAGUUGAGCUCUACGAAUCAGGUAUCAGACAGUCUUUCUCCAGCUCCAAUCAAUGGUGUUCCUGUCCGUGAUGUUUCAAAUCAUACCUGGCAGUCUGAGCACAUGACGCCAAAUGCAAAUUGGCUACAGCAUGGUGCCUCUCCAGCCAUGCAGGGAUCCUCUGAUGGAUUUAUGUUUUCCCCUGAACAAGGGCAGAAGCAUUUGAUGGGAUUGGCUCCUCAACAGGUUGAUCAGUCAUUUUAUGGGAUUUCUACCACUGGUGCUAGAGGAAAUCCAUAUCAAUAUUCUUCUUCUCAAAUGGAUAAACCUUUAAUACAGCAGGUGCCUGCUAGCAGUAAUCCCUUUCCGGGUAAUCAGUCUGCUAUGUUUUCAGAUCAAGUUGGCUUGCAAGAUGGAACUUUGAUUUCUAGACAGCAUGAUCAGGGUAAAAAUGUAUUUGGGGAUGUGCCUGUGCAAGGUUUAAAUAGUGUUCAUUCACAAAACUUGCAGCAAAUGGUUAUCCAGCCAAAAAAUGCUGUGAUGCAACAGUCUCCUCGGAGGCAAGAACAUUGCAGUCCUCCAGAAGCAUCCCUGGAGAAGGCAGCAGUUCAGGUUUCCUCCUCCCAGAAUGUGGCUAUGCUGGAUCCAACUGAAGAAAAGAUUUUGUUUGGUUCAGAUGACAGUAUGUGGGAUAUCUUUGGAAAGAGCACCAACUCGGGUUCAGUAUUGGAUGCUACAGACUCUUUAGGGGGAUUUCCUUCUCUGCAAAGUGGAAGCUGGAGUGCUCUUAUGCAGUCUGCUGUAGCAGAAACACCGAGUAAUAAAAUAGGGGUACAGGAAGAGUGGAGUGGUUUGGGUAUGCAGAAUUGUGAACCUCCAAAUCGGAACAUGCCUGCAUCAACUGUCAAUGACGUCAGCAAACAGCUAUCCCCUUUGACUGAUUACAACUUGCAAAAGGCCCUGACUUUGAACUCUAAGCCUUUUCCCAUGUCUAUGGAUGCCAAUAUCAAUUUUGACUUUUGUAGUGUUCCUGGGGUUCAACAAUCAGGAGUUCAGACUACAAAUGAACAGAUGAGGAUGCAUAAUGAUACCCCUCAGAGGUCUGUUCAACAGCUAACAGAAGGACAAAGCAAAUGGUCAUAUCAGAGUCCUCUACAAAAGAAUGUAGCUGAAAGUGCUCAACUCUUAGAAAAUGUUGCUCAGAGUCCUGAUGUGCAAGUAAGUGCAAGGAGCAUUUCAAGUCCCCAAGGCAUAGCUGCAUAUGAUCCUCGUGGUCAAAUCCACAAUAAGCCAAACAGUUGGAACUUUGUUGAGUCUGCAUCACGUAGUGGUGGUGCCAUAUCAAAAAGUCAGGAUGCUGAAAGCUCGUUGCAGUCGUCUCAGAAUAAUGAUCACAUAGGUUCUAUGUAUGAGAGAGGUCAUGGUUCUGCUCUUGAUCAUCCUGAAUCACGGAAUGUGAAUUCCAGCUUGGGAAGCCCAGAGGUGAAUCGGGAAGGUUUUGAUCAGGAUAAUGUUGCUGCAAUAACAGAUUCAAGAACCACAAGGGUCACCAAGGAGAGCAGCCAGCAGCUUCCAAACAGCCAUAAUCUUACUCUUUGGAGAAGUAUUGAUUCUAAAGUAAAUUCUGGAUUAAGCAGGGUGCCAGCAAAUUUUAAGGAAAAUCUGGAUAAGAGUCCUCAAGCUUUUGAUUCCUCUGGAAAUAAUUACUUGGACAAGGGACUGUCUGAAGCAAAUAUGGAGAACCUCAAUGUCAAAGAAAAUUCAAAUGACAGUUUUCGCCGUAACUUUUCCCACCAUACUUCCACUGGUGGCAAUAGAGAAAAUGUCUGGUUGGAUGCAAAUGAUCCACAGGGAGCAAAACAGAAGUCAUCUGUUCAAGUUAGUCAUAAACCUUAUGGAACCCGUAACUUCCAGUAUCAUCCUAUGGGGGAUCUGAAUGCGGAGGUUGAACGUUCUUAUGGAAAUAAAAGUGUCACACAAAUGCAGGGAAGACCCAAUGGUUCCCAAGGAUCCAAAGUUCAUGACCAAGGAUAUUUUGGGCAGUCAAAAUAUACUUGUCAUGCCGCUGGAGAGUCUACAGACACUGAAAAGGGUUGUUUUCAGGGCAUUCAAGUAGACGAGGUACCUUCCAGAAGCUCAAAUCCUGGUUCAUGUGAGAGAUCUUUUGGUGGUUUUAUGCCAAACAAGACAGCUUCAAAUAGUAAAAAUAUGUUGGAGCUUCUUCAAAAAGUUGAUCAGCCAAGGGAACAUGGUACUGCAACACACUUGAGCUCUUCUGAAUGCAAUCAAUCAUCUGAAAUGCCAGAUGCAGAGAAUUCUGAUGGAUCUGUAGGCCAAUUUGAAUAUAAUAAGCCUUCUGCAUCUCAGGGUUUUGGUUUAAAACUGGGUCCUCCAUCUCAAAGGUUUACUAUUCCAGAUCGUGUAAUUUCAUCUCAGAGUUCUCUGCAAGGAGUUAAUUCUUUAAAUUCAGUUCAUGUUUCUUCUGAGGUAGGAAGGAAGGAUCGUACAUGGUUGGGUUCAACAGCUUCUGGUCAGUCCUCGACUCAUGGAGCAUCCCAAGAAGAUAUUAUGAAUAAUGUUUCAAGUGUUUCUGGUCUAACCGGCAAUAAAGGUUCUCAGUAUAAUAUCCAGGGCAAUGUUUCUGCGGGUUUUACCUCUGAUUAUUCUUAUUUAAAAAGUCAUCUUCAAAGCCAGCAUUUUAUUGGUGCGGGUAGACAGAUAACACCAAGUGAAUCUGUCAAUGCACCUUUUGUUGGGUUGGCAUCUGAGUCAAAGCAGAUUGAUGACUCUUCUGAGAGAGCUCGAACUAGUCAAUUGGUUGGCAAAUCAGCACCUCGCAAACGUAAAACUGCUCCAGAUGACGACUUUUCUUCUUCAGAGACUUCUUUUCCUAGUAGUAGCACUGGAAAACAAAACCUUGCACAGGAUUCAGGUCAGCAGUUUCCGGUGUUGGAGGCUAUGCCAGCUUCCCAACCCUCUGCCACUGCUGAAUCUUCUCAGCAUGGUGCUUAUACACAAAUGCCCAAUGUUUGGACCAGUAUCUCAGCCCCAGAAUAUCUAUUAGGAACUCAGUUCUCUCAGGCGUCACAAAAUUUGUUGAAUCCUCAUCAACAGUCAAAUAGUAACUCAGAAAAAACUCUUCCUGGAUCAGAGAAGCUAGACGAUCAAAUUGCCCGGGCAGGAAAUAGUGGCCAAUCUGAGUUCCCUGCAGGCUUUGCUAAACCAAAAAGCUUUGUUGGAGAAGAGCAGCCAGAAAAAGCCCAACUGGGAUUACCGGAGAAUAAUGCCAUCCAAAAUCCUGUAAGAAUGCAAAGAGACAUUGAAGCUUUUGGCCGUUCUUUAAGACCAGAUGGUGCUGUGUGUCAGAAUGAUUCAUUGUUGCAUCAGGUGCAGGCCUUGAGAAAUACAGAGGUUGAUCCAAGGAGUGUUAAAAAAUUUAAAGGUCUACCUCCAGACUCUGAUUUGGAUGCUCAGCAGGAAAGUUCCCAGGGUGCAGAGCAGUUAUCUUAUGGAUCCAGUACUACGAUGAGAGAUGCCCUGGUUAACUGUACUUCAGUUCCUUCUGGAGAUUCUAAAAUGCUGAGCUCUUUAUCAAACACUGGAGAUAACCAUGAGACACAGUUAUCUGCUAAUAAUAUGUUGGCAUUUGUUCGGAAUGAUCCCCAACAUUUCUUCAAUUCUAAUAAUUCAGCUUCUAAUAUCAGGGUUGAACACUCUCAGAUCAGUCCUGAGAUGGCUCCAUCCUGGUUUAAUCAGUGUGGGGCAAUUAAAAACGGGAAAAUUUUGCCCAUAUAUGAUGCUCGGAAAAUUGCCAUGAUGAAUGCUACAGAAAAAGCAUCCAUUGUUGGUUGGGCUUCUGACAGGUUGCCUGUUCAUUCAAGUAAGCAGAUUAAUACCGUUGCUGAUGCUAGUCUGAUGGAUAACCGGGAAAGCUCAAACUUUAUGCCAAUAGCAAGUGAGUACAUCUCCCCUCACUCACUGCCACCUGAUAUUGCAAAUCAGAAUUUGGUUGUUGCGAGAGCAAAGAAGCGCAAAAGUAUGAUGUUUGAGUUUCUACCAUGGCAUAGAGAGGUGACUCAAGGUUCUCAAGGGCCUCAGAACAUCAGUGUGGCAGAAAUGGAAUGGGCUUAUGCAGCAAAUUGGUUGAUUGAGAAGAUUGAGGAUGAAUCUGAAAUGAUUGAAGAUUGGCCGCCAGUUUUUAAAUCCAAAAGAAGGCUUGUUUUGACAACACAGCUUAUGCAGCAACUACUUCGUGCUCCUCCAAGAGUAGUUCUUUCUGCAGAUGCCAGCAAAAACUAUGAGACUCUGACCUAUUUUGUUUCUAGAUCAGUGUUAGGGGAUGCAUGCAACACGGCAUAUAUACCUGAAAGUAAUACAGCUGUUCCUCCUGGAAGCAGAAGCAUCCUCUCUAAAAAGCUUAGGGAGGAGAGAAAUCAAUCCAUCUUAAAGGCUGCAGAAGAGUUCAUCAUCAGGGCAAAGAAGCUGGAAAACGAUUUACAGAGUCUGGACAAGAGAGCCUCAAUCUUGGACUUGAGACUGGAAUGUCAGGAUCUAGAAAAGGUUUCAGUCAUCAAUCGUUUUGCCAAGUUCCAUAGCCGGGUGCAAGCUGACGGGGCUGAGACCUCAUUGUCCUCAAAUUUGAGUCCUCGCAAAUUCUCCCAAAGAUAUGUUAUCGGACUACCAAUGCCUAGGAAUCUACCUGAUAGGGUACAAUGUCUUUCACUUUGAUCAUUAAUUGAUUGAUAUUUUUUUGUUGUUUUUUGUUUUGGGGGGGAGGGAGGUUGGAGGAGAGUGAACGGCCAUUGUUAUCCGUCAUUCUUCUCUUACUAUGCUCCAAGUUCUUUUGCUCAUAAUUGAACCACACAAACAAAAAUGUAGGAUAAGAAGCACGUAGAUCUUCACACAUUGUAGGCCAUUGAUUCUUCAUGCUGAUCAGGUUUAAACAUUUUGAAAUUUCUUGGUUGCAUGUAUGUAUGUAUGUAUGUAUGUAUGUAUGUAUGUAUGUAUGUAUGUAUGUAUGAUGUAUGCAUGCGUGUAUGUAUGUAUGUAAUGUAUGUAUAGAAAGAAUUGGAAUAAAAAAUCAAUCUUCAUUGGAA
Gossypium arboreum is the source of this 6134-nucleotide messenger RNA. RefSeq lists its product as uncharacterized. The record is from RefSeq and is a predicted model, not a curated record. The coding region runs from base 397 to 5766 and encodes 1789 amino acids. The transcript is spliced from 9 exons. Lineage: Eukaryota; Viridiplantae; Streptophyta; Magnoliopsida; Malvales; Malvaceae.